Molecule: messenger RNA, 627 nt
Organism: Lactuca saligna
Lineage: Eukaryota; Viridiplantae; Streptophyta; Magnoliopsida; Asterales; Asteraceae
Source: the annotation of a GenBank genome assembly
AUGUCAUGUUGUGAACAUCGACCCAGCGGCACCUCUUCAUCUUCGAUUCCUAUCUCCCCACUGCUCCUUUCUAAUCAAUUGGUGGUGGAGGGAAGAACGACGAGAGAGCUGAAACCGAUGAUACAGUCUCUAAUACUCCUGCUACACUUGAAACGUUUGCUGAAAGAAUUGCACACUACAUGUUUGAUGUUAUGCUUGAGUGGAACUUAUCUUCAUGAAUUUUUUUUUGAAGAUGGUUCAUGUUUUAUAGUUCAGCCAGCUUAUCAUUUUGAAUUUUGGUUGAUACUAAGUUUGUUCAUCCAAAAUCUACAAAAGGGUAUAACCGGAUGGUUGGUGAUGUUGGAUAUGGUCGCAACUACUAUUUUUGGCCUUAAUCAUGGAAAGCCACACUUCUUGAAGGAGAACGCAUCUUUCGUGAAUUCAACAGGUAUUCAUGUGAACCUGCAUCAACUGUUAUCAUCACAUAAAAUUUGAAGUUGGUACAAAUAUUGUUGUAAUUGGUGCUCAAAGUUGCUGGUAUUCUAGAGCAUUUAUGGUUAUUUGUGUGUUUGUGAUGGUUCCAGUAUGAACGGUGUGACAAUAUUUGUAAAGAAUAUUUGUUUUGAUGAUUAGGGAACCAUGUAAAAG